AUGGGUUUCUCUCUAAACCCCAACGCCGACCCAUUUCUGUAUACGACGCCGUUCGUAUCACCGCCGAAGCUACACUUUAUCCCUAUCUACAAAACUCCGCCCAAGCUCAUUUUGGCCCCACCGCUGCAUGCUUACGUGGAGGUGGACCCUUACCUGCACCAUUAUUCCAUGUACUCGGACUCUGAGUUAUUCUACGACGUGGUUCCGCAGGUUCCUUCGUCCUGGCCUUGUUCCGAUGGUUUUUGCGGCGGCGGCGGCGGCGUUGUCUCCCAUUCUCAGGGUGAAGGCUAUGUGGCGAAGAAUAAUAAGGGGGAGCGAAAGUAUUAUUGUAAGGUUAAAGAAUGGGUUCCUCAACUUCAUUUUCGUGUUCCUCCUGAAUCUGAUAAUGAUACUAAUUUUCAACUCUUGCCCUUCCAAACCACCACUCUCAUGAUUAAAAAUAUUCCCAAUCAAUUAAGGCGAAAUGAUCUAAUGAAUAUUCUGGACGAACAUUGCAAGUUGAAGAAUGCAAGUUUUGAAAAGAAUAACGACAAUAGAUUGGACGGCCGGCGCAGGUCGGAGUACGACUUUGUUUACUUGCCAAUGGACUUCCGGAAAAUUUCAAAUCUUGGAUAUGCUUUUGUAAACUUCACAAACCCUACAGCAGCUUCCGAGUUUUAUAAAGCUUUUCAUCGCCGUCAAUGGAAUGUUGCAGUCAACAAAAAAGUCUGCGAAAUUAAGCGCGCCAAACUUCAGGGCUUGAAGGCUCUCAUGGAUGCUUUCAGAAACAAAAUCUUUUGGUGCCAUGCCAAUAAUUAUCUUCCAGUUAUGUUGGAGCCCCCGAGCGAUGGUUAUCGGAGAUACCGAGCCACGCCUGUCGGUAAGCGCAUCAGUCAACCGCCCCCUAGUCCGAUUAAGAAAUGUGGUUGA
Benincasa hispida (wax gourd) is the source of this 909-nucleotide messenger RNA. The record is from RefSeq and is a predicted model, not a curated record. NCBI's taxonomy places the organism in Eukaryota, Viridiplantae, Streptophyta, Magnoliopsida, Cucurbitales, Cucurbitaceae.